Messenger RNA from Eptesicus fuscus (big brown bat), 837 nucleotides. RefSeq names its product secretagogin, EF-hand calcium binding protein (gene SCGN). The record is from RefSeq and is a predicted model, not a curated record. Lineage: Eukaryota; Metazoa; Chordata; Mammalia; Chiroptera; Vespertilionidae. Gene Ontology annotation, cellular component: cytosol; synapse; dendrite. Gene Ontology annotation, biological process: regulation of presynaptic cytosolic calcium ion concentration; regulation of long-term synaptic potentiation. The transcript is spliced from 11 exons. The coding region runs from base 1 to 837 and encodes 278 amino acids. Gene Ontology annotation, molecular function: calcium ion binding.
AUGGACAGCGCGCGCGGGCCCGCCCCGCGGACAGGCAGCUGGGACGCAGCGGGCUUCCUGAGGGUCUGGCGGAGCCUGGACCCCCAAGGGCGAGGUUACCUAGACGACAAGGAGCUGGAUGCUUUCUGUCGCCAGAUGUUGACGACGCUGGGCACGGACGAGGCGGUCAUGGACGAAAACGUGCAGAAGGUGAAACAGCAGCUUGUGGCUGCCCACGACCUCCCUCAGGAUGGCCCCGUCCGGAUGGACCAGCUGGCCCGCGUGUUCUUGUCGGAGGAUGAGAACUUCCUUCUGCUCUUCCGCCAGGAAAGCCCCCUGGACAGCAGCGUGGAGUUCAUGCAGAUUUGGCGCAAAUACGACGCGGACCGCAGCGGCUUCAUUUCGGCGGCGGAGCUGCAGAACUUCCUGCGCGACCUCCUCCUCCGCCGGCGGAGGCCGGUCUCCGAGGCGAAGCUGGAGGAAUACGCGGGCGCCAUGAUGAAGGUCUUUGACAGAAACCAGGACGGCCGGUUGGAUCUCAGUGACCUGGCCAGGAUCCUGGCUCUUCAGGAAAACUUCCUUCUCCAGUUUAAAAUGGACGCCUGCUCCACUGAAGAGCGGAAGCGGGACUUCGAGAAGAUCUUCGCCCACUACGACGUGAGUGAAACCGGAGCCCUGGAAGGCCCCGAGGUGGACGGGUUUGUGAAGGACAUGAUGGAGCUUGUGCAGCCCAGCGUCCGCGGCGUCGACCUGGAGAGGUUCCGGGAGAGCCUUCUGCGUCACUGCGACGCCAACGGGGACGGGAAGAUCCAGAAGUCGGAGCUGGCUCUGUGUCUCGGGCUGAGGAGCAGCCCCUGA